CUGCUCUAGCCGCCGCCAUUAGAGGAUUCGGGAGUCUGGGGCUGCAGAUCCCCCCGGCUGCGCCGAGUGGGAGCGCCCGCGGCCGAGCGAGCUAGCUAGGCCGGGAGAGACCAUGUCCUGAGCGGGGACCCGCAGCCUGCGGGGCGGGGGGUUGGUGGGGGGCACGGGGGGCUGCUUGCACCGAGUAGUGUCUGAGGGACGGAUCCGGGAGCAGCGGCAGGAGCAGGCGGCGCUGCGGGGGAUAGUUGUCACAUAGUGUCAUCCAUCCCAUUUUGCAGUUUGAGGAGGGCAAGGUCUGCACCAGCAUGGAGACAGAAUCUUCUCUUCAUUAGAGAAACUUUCUGCCCAACACAACUUACUUCAAGAAGUGCACAAUGACAGAACGUGGAAUUAAAUGGGCUUGUGAGUAUUGUACAUAUGAAAAUUGGCCAUCUGCAAUUAAGUGUACCAUGUGUCGUGCUCAGAGGCCUAGUGGAACAAUUAUUACAGAAGAUCCAUUCAAAAGUGGUUCAAGUGAAGUCGGUAGAGAUUGGGAUCCUACAAGCAUUGAAGGAGGAAGCAGCCCUUUGAUAUGUCCAGAUUCUAGUGCAAGACCAAGGGUUAAAUCUUCUUACAGUAUGGAAAGUGCAAAUAAAUGGUCAUGCCACAUGUGCACGUACUUGAACUGGCCAAGAGCGAUAAGAUGUACUCAGUGCUUGUCCCAGCGUAGGACCAGGAGCCCCACAGAAUCUCCUCAGUCUUCAGGAUCUGGUUCAAGAUCAGUCCCCUUUUCUGUUGAUCCUUGUGAAGAGUACAAUGAUAGAAAUAAACUGAACACGAGGGUACAGCACUGGACUUGUUCUGUAUGUACAUAUGAAAACUGGGCUAAGGCCAAGAAAUGUGUGGUAUGUGAUCAUCCCAGACCUAACAACAUUGAAGCAAUAGAACUGGCAGACACAGAAGAGGCUUCUUCCAUCAUAAAUGAGCAAGACAGAGCUCGAUGGAGGGGAAGCUGCAGUAGCGGUAAUAGCCAAAGAAGAUCUCCUCCUACAAGCAAACGUGAAUCAGAAGUGAAAAUGGACUUCCAAAGAAUUGAGUUGGCUGGAGCUGUUGGCAGCAAGGAGGAACUUGAAGUUGACUUCAAAAAACUAAAGCAAAUAAAAAAUAGAAUGAAAAAGACUGAUUGGCUAUUUCUAAAUGCUUGUGUGGGUAUCAUGAUGAAGAUUUCAUGGAUUUUCCCCUGUGAUACUUCUUUAAAAGGAGUUGUAGAAGGUGAUUUAGCUGCUGUUGAAGCAUUUAAGUCAUCAGGAGGAGAUAUUGCACGCCAGCUUACAGCAGAUGAAGUACGCCUGCUAAAUCGCCCUUCUGCUUUUGAUGUGGGAUACACACUUGUACAUCUGGCUAUACGUUUUCAAAGGCAGAAUAUGCUAGCAAUUUUGCUUACAGAGGUAUCACAACAUGCGGCAAAGUGCAUUCCAGCAAUGGUGUGUCCAGAGCUUACAGAACAAAUCCGACGUGAAAUUGCUGCGUCUCUUCAUCAACGAAAGGGAGAUUUUGCUUGCUAUUUUUUAACUGACCUCGUAACAUUUACAUUACCUGCAGAUAUUGAAGACUUACCACAAACAGUCCAAGAGAAGUUAUUUGAUGAAGUACUUGAUAGGGAUGUUCAGAAAGAACUAGAAGAAGAAUCUCCUAUUAUAAACUGGUCUUUGGAAUUGGGUACGCGUUUGGAUAGUAGACUAUAUGCACUUUGGAAUCGAACUGCAGGGGACUGCCUGCUUGAUUCAGUACUACAAGCUACCUGGGGCAUUUAUGACAAGGAUUCGGUGCUACGAAAAGCUCUUCAUGACAGUUUACAUGACUGUUCACAUUGGUUUUACACCCGUUGGAAAGAGUGGGAGUCAUGGUACUCCCAAAGCUUUGGUUUACAUUUCUCGCUGCGAGAGGAACAAUGGCAGGAAGAUUGGGCGUUUAUACUCUCUCUUGCUAGUCAGCCUGGAGCAAGUUUGGAGCAGACACACAUUUUUGUACUUGCACAUAUUCUUAGAAGACCAAUUAUAGUUUAUGGAGUAAAGUAUUAUAAGAGUUUCAGGGGAGAAACGUUAGGAUAUACCCGUUUUCAAGGUGUAUAUUUACCUUUGUUAUGGGAACAGAGUUUUUGCUGGAAAAGUCCUAUUGCUCUGGGCUAUACAAGGGGCCACUUCUCUGCUCUGGUUGCCAUGGAGAAUGAUGGUUAUGGCAAUCGAGGUGCUGGUGCUAAUUUGAACACUGAUGAUGAUGUUACCAUUACUUUUUUACCAUUGGUCGACAGUGAGAGGAAAUUACUGCAUAUUCACUUCCUUUCUGCUCAAGAGAUAGGUAAUGAGGAGCAGCAAGAAAAGCUGCUCAGAGAGUGGCUAGACUGCUGUGUGACAGAGGGUGGAGUCUUUGUUGCUAUGCAGAAAAGCUCUCGUCGCCGCAAUCAUCCCCUGGUCACACAAAUGGUAGAGAAGUGGCUUGACCGUUACCGACAGAUUCGCCCUUGUACAUCCCUUUCUGAUGGUGAGGAAGAUGAAGACGAUGAUGAUGAAUGAUGAAAUUAAAAAAUAAAGUAUCAGUGCGUAGUGUCUGAUGACCCUGAAGUUAGAGUUGUGCUCUAGCAGUUUAUGAAUUGACUUAAAUCUAGCAGAAGCAUGCUGAAAGGAUUUUACUUACCAGCAUGGGGAGAGUCUAGAGGUUCAUCUGCUGUGUGAAGAGAGCUAAAUUGGUUGGACUACAGCUUGUAAAAACAAAAAACUAAUUUUAUUAUCAAGACAAAACAUUUCUUUCUUUCCAGUUGCAAAUCUGUCUAUAAAUGUAUCGCAUGUGGUUGUGUAAGAAGUUGUGUAAUAGGAAAAAAGUAUACCAGCAUCUUAAUUAUUGAGAAGAAAUUUCUUUCAAAUAAGGGCACUUACAAAAGCACAUGUUAGAUGGAUAUUUGUUCCUUUUGAGAUUUACUUUUACAGUAGAACUUGUAUUCUGCAUCACUCUUUAAAUAUUUUGACACAUUUUCUUGAAAGGUCAUUUUGUGAGAUAUCACUAGUGCCCAGUCAGAUGGUGAGGUUUUUUUGUUUGCACAAACUAUCCAGAGCAAGUCAGAAGUACAAACAACGUUCAUUAUUUUAUUAAUAUUUUAGUUACUGUUGUGCCCAUUAUAAUAAAAUCAAAUCUUUAAGGAUCAAACUGUGGAAGAAGAGCUACAUUUUUCAUUGAGUGAACUUAUAUUUUGUUUUCAGAAAAGUCCUUUCUGCUCUCCAUUAAUAUUUCACCUUGUAACAUAUUUUAAUACUUUCUUCAGUAUGCUUGAAAUAUUUAUUUAGAAAAGUGACCGAAAAUGUUGUUCCAGAGAUUGCAUACUAAACAAUUGCGUGGAGUUGCCAACUCAAGUGUGAUUUGAGAAUUUCAUAUUGUCCAAACCUAGUCUUGCUGUGAUAUGUACAGUAUAUCAUUUUAUCAUUGAGUCUUUCACCCUAGUUAAACAUUGCAAGUGAAAACUACCUUUUACUAGGGGCACUCCUUGAUCAUUAGUGAGAACUCUUGGCAAUUUUAAUUUUUUUUUAAAACCCUUCAUUCUAAAGUGGCUUUUUAAAAAAAGCACUGUAAUAUAUUUCUCUAUGUAAACCUGGGUAUUUCUUGCAUGUUGACUUUUGUGGCCAUACUUAAAAUGUAAGGUUCAUAAAAGUGUAAGUCCAGAGUAUAUUCAUCAGUAGAAAUUUUAUUAUGUGAUAACUUUAGCCAUGCAAUUUGUAAUGGGUAAAGUUUAUCUUAAAACAACAUUGCUUAGAAACACUGAAGGUUAAUGCCAGUUUUUUACAUAUACAAUGCAAUUCAGAUCAUCUUUAAUAAGCACUUUGAAAACUAUUGACUGUGUGUGUGUGUGUGUGUGUGUGUGUGUGUGUGUGUGGCUGGUGGAUAGGGAACUCUGCAGUAGAUGACCUAGAAUUUCAAAAGAAGACCCAUAAAGUGCAUAUUUUUGUGUAGUUUAAGGCUAUGGAAACACUAAAGAACUUGCUGCUUUUUCUUGCAAAUGCUGCUUAGAUGGUAUUGAAAUGUGCACAACUCCUAGAUAAUCUUGGUGACAAAACACCAAAAAUAGAGAAAUAAUGAAGUGCUGUAUUAAGUUAGCAAAUUUUUUCCCUCUCAGAUUCCAUUGAUAUUUAUUAUGAAAUGUGUCAUCACACUUUUGGCCAUUUAGGUCUCCUUUGAUUGGUGCAUGCAUAGAUUUUCAGGUAAAAGAAUGCAUGUUUCUUUGCAGUAUAUGUAUGAAUUACCUGAGUGAAAAUAGAAGAAUCACAGAUAGUGAACAGGUUCUACCUUAACAUACAGUCUUGAUUUCAGUUUGCUUUCUAAAUGCAGUAGUCAAGUAAAUUGAUACCUUGUCCUCAUUCUUCCAAGAUGAUGUUACCUUACAGUGAAAUCCAUGUGUACCAUGACCAAUGAGUAACUUAAGUAAGUUAAGAGCUCAUGCAUUCAUUUCAGUAUGCUAUGUGAAUGGUGUUGACAAACACACAAACAGCAGAUAACACUGCUUCAUUGACAUAUCUUGCCCCCAAAUGACACAGUUACUGCAAGUCAUAAGAAGCAAGAUUCAAAUACCUUCCUUGUGAAGUAGUCUUUAACCUUUCUUCAUUAUUUUGCCAUUCUCCAACCAAAUUGUUGCAGAAGCAAGCCGUAUCUUGCCUUCAACAAUAUGGGUGGACUGUACCCAAAUUUGAGUUCCUUUGAAGAAAUGAACAUCCUUUCAUUUUUAAAGAGAUUUAAUGUCAGUUUACUAUACAAUCAGUUACAGCUUUUGAUUUUAAAAACCAAACCAAACCCCACACUGUCUAAUAUCUGUGCCCCACUUUUGUUACAAAUUGACACCUCUCAUACUUUUUGCAGAGUUUUAUUAACCAUUACAGCUUUCUUCUAAUCUAUAAAAUGGCAGGUUCUGGCUAACAAGCCUCACUGUGUUUUCAAAAUCAAGUGAGACUUUUUAAACAAAAAUCCCUAGUUAAAGGAGUUGGGGUUUAUCUGUUGACAGUGCACCUCACCCACUACAGUAGAUGAAGGUGCAAGCAAUUGUCCUUUUCCCAGCACGGUAGCCAGUGCACAUUAAAUCUCCCCAUUUGACAUUCUUGAAGGUUUACAAACAUGUAUGUGCAGUUGGUGGGUAAGUCCUAUAUUGACCCAGUCUAUAUUAAAUUUACCACUUGGUUUUUUACUGUUGAAUGCUUACAUAGCCCAGUACUUGGCUUUUCAUUUCAAACUCUUGCCUGCUCUACAUCUGGGAAUUGUCUUGGACUAUUCAUGAAUUCCUUAGGAGAAUUUAAUUCCUGGGUUGCUUUUGUUAAACCGAGGCAUGCUGAAAUCGUCCAGAGUGCUGCUACAGCAUAGCUUUUAAUCAGCGUUACUGGAAUGUUUCAUACUCCCUUAGCAAAGUAGAAUUGCUGUUCAUUUUGAAGAAUGCACAAUUCUUGUUGUGUUACUUGGCUGCUUAAGGAGAAGUAACUUCUGUGAGCUUUACUGUAUGAAGUGGUGACUUUUUUUUUUAAAUGCCAGUUUUAUCAGCACAGUCACAUUUUUGUUACUUGUAUGAACUGCUUCCCUUGAUUGAUGGAAGCGCCCCCAGCCUUCCUUGUAUUAAUAUAAAAGCAGCAGUAAAUUGGUUUGUCAGUAAAGCAAAAGACACAAAUCUUGAGCAGCAGCUAUCUGGUAUACAUUUCUCUCCCCUCCCCUCGCACACUAUUCAGUCUGAAAAAACUUGGGACAUACUACACUCAGGUUGCUUUGGACCCAGCAAUAUGUCAAGUCAGGAUAGAUACACAUUCUCCGCAUCUCCAUAUGACCUACUCCUUGCAUAUUUUUUUGGUGUUUGUACUACAGACAGUUGAAUCCCUCUGUACUAGUCACAAUCCCAGAAGUACAGUGUUGUUUUUAAACUGAAGCCUUUUACUAUGAUACCUUGUAACAUUUGGAUUUUUUAAAUUCACUUUUAGUUCUCGUUGAACUGUAAAACUUAAUUGGAAGCUAUUGUCUAAGUUUGCUAUGAUUUGCAUCUAAUCUUAUUUUUAUAAGUACUGGAUGAAACUCUACAGCAUCUGCCAUUCUCUGAAAGGUUUGUGCUAGACUUAUUUUCCUGAUUCAAAAUCCACUGCUGGCAAUGGAUGCACUAGAAACCACUGGCACAAAUUAUUCUGUUUCAUAGAACAGUAUUUACGCCCAUCUGAAAUGCAACUGCUUAUUUUGAAAAACGACAGUACCAGGAAGUUAUUUUUAAAAUAAUCACUUUAAAUCUUGACAACAUGAAUUAAAUGUUUUAUCUUCAUUUUCAUGUUUCUCAAAUGUCCUCUCUCUAACUAACCUGUUUUCUCCUGGUUUCUCUAUGCUGGUGUUUAUGGAUAAUCAUUCAUACUUGCUAUGUUAGAUCAUUGACAAAAGGAUAGUCUCACAGCUAUGAAAUGUGACCUCUUUGUAACAUGUUUGAAGCUGGUAAAUAGCUUUCCAUUUAAUUUUAAACAAACAAAUACAGUUUUGUAACUAGAAA
Gopherus flavomarginatus (Mexican gopher tortoise) is the source of this 6523-nucleotide messenger RNA. RefSeq names its product zinc finger RANBP2-type containing 1 (gene ZRANB1). Gene Ontology annotation, molecular function: cysteine-type deubiquitinase activity; K63-linked polyubiquitin modification-dependent protein binding. The transcript is spliced from 12 exons. Gene Ontology annotation, cellular component: nucleus; cytoplasm. The record is from RefSeq and is a predicted model, not a curated record. Lineage: Eukaryota; Metazoa; Chordata; Testudines; Testudinidae. Gene Ontology annotation, biological process: protein K33-linked deubiquitination; cell migration; protein deubiquitination involved in ubiquitin-dependent protein catabolic process. The coding region runs from base 375 to 2552 and encodes 725 amino acids.